Molecule: messenger RNA, 840 nt
Organism: Cadophora gregata
Lineage: Eukaryota; Fungi; Ascomycota; Leotiomycetes; Helotiales; Ploettnerulaceae
Exons: 3
Coding region: 245-580 (111 amino acids)
Source: RefSeq, a predicted model, not a curated record
GUUUUGUUUGAUUGCAGCCUCACUACCCCACGUUUCUAUUUUCGAUCAGUCUGUCUUUCAUAUUCUCGGUUCAUGAAGCCAUGGAGUUGUAAGACGGGCAGAUUUGCCCUGAUCCUUGCGCCAGCUGAGCUACGUACUUAUAAAAGUUCGCCGGCCCUGAUAUCUUGCACCUAGGUGAUCUUUGACAUCAAAGUGGGUAAAACUCGCAACGACAUACAUUUCUAGAAAUCUCGUUGAUGCCAUCAUGAAGCUCAAUCUCGGUUCCUUUAUUCUUUCUAUGCUGGCAACCACAUGUGUAGCGAAAGUUGGAGAACUCUGCCACGAUAAUUCUGGCAACUACGGAACCUGCCAAACCACCUCAUGGUGUCGCACCCAUAACGGACAUCUCAGCACAUCUACACAAGGUCUCUGUCCGGACGACUCCCCACAAAAGACAGAAUGUUGUUUCAAGCCGGAAUGUUUGCCAGAGCAUGAUGGUUGGUAUUGUGAUUACGUUGGUGGAAGAGACAGCUGCGCUGAGGGUGUUUGGGGAGCUAAAUUUGAUUGUCCGGGUCCGGCGAAAUACAGAUGCUGCCGUUGAGUGUUUCUUGUGCGAUCGAAUGGGAUCGCUGGUAUGGAAAGGUAGCUUGAGUUCUUGAUGUUAGACAUGCCUGUCCGAUACUUAUGAAGAUAUCGUUUUGUAGAAUGUCGAGUAAUGUCUUCUUCAGAUUUCAAUUGAUAUCUCCAGGUAACAUGUUCUCGGAAGUGAGGAGGUAUUGUUGAUUUUCGUUUACUAGAGCCUGUGUCCCACUGUCCCGUUCAACAAUGAGGAGGUUACUCAAAUCAAAAUUGUUCACGUCA